Hyposmocoma kahamanoa is the source of this 1821-nucleotide messenger RNA. RefSeq names its product heparin sulfate O-sulfotransferase (gene Hs2st). Gene Ontology annotation, cellular component: membrane. NCBI's taxonomy places the organism in Eukaryota, Metazoa, Arthropoda, Insecta, Lepidoptera, Cosmopterigidae. The transcript has 5 exons. Gene Ontology annotation, molecular function: heparan sulfate 2-sulfotransferase activity. Bases 103 to 1125 code for a protein of 340 amino acids. The record is from RefSeq and is a predicted model, not a curated record.
UCGUGUGGGCGUCCUAAAUAGUGAAAACGAAUGUUUUAUUUAUAUUGCACGCGUGUUAAUCAUGUCAGUGAUCGUCCCAGCGGGCAAUAGUCUCCAGUAGACAUGUUGAACGUACACAAACUAUGGUUGUUUUCUUGCCUUUGUAUUAUUGUUAUCAUUGUUUUGUAUUAUCAAUCGCAAAUAGCUCGUUUAGAGGAUAGUUUUAGAAGACUAGAAUACAAACAAACUGUAGCGCACUUUGACUCUCGUCAAUUCUUCCCUAAACCGACGGCAAGAGGUGACGAUGAUCUAGUGGUGAUCUACAACAGGGUCCCAAAGACUGGUUCAACAAGUUUCGUUGGCGUGGCCUAUGAUUUAUGCAAGAAAAAUAAGUUUAAAGUGCUUCAUAUAAAUGUUACAGCUAAUAUGCAUGUUCUCUCGCUCAGCAACCAGUAUAAGUUUGCUCAGAAUAUAACGAAGUGGAAUGACGUGAAGCCAGCACUCUAUCAUGGCCAUAUGGCAUUUCUAAACUUUAACAAUCUUGGAGUUAAAUCAAAACCAAUAUUUGUAAACCUGAUAAGAAAGCCUUUGGACCGCUUGGUCUCUUAUUAUUACUUCUUACGGAAUGGUGACAACUUUAGACCACAUCUUGUAAGGAAAAAACAUGGAGAUAAAAUGACUUUUGAUGAAUGUGUAGAGAGAGGACAGCCAGACUGUGACCCCAACAACAUGUGGAUGCAAGUCCCUUUCUUUUGUGGCCAUGCCGCACAGUGCUGGAAACCAGGGAACCUCUGGGCGCUACAGCAAGCAAAAUAUAACCUAGUCAAUAAUUAUCUUGUAGUCGGAGUUACAGAGGAAAUGUUAGAAUUCAUCACAAUACUCGAAACCGUGUUACCACGGAUGUUUAAAGGUGCAACUGAGCAUUACCUUAACAGCAACAAGUCUCAUUUAAGACAGACAAGUGCAAAAAUAGAGCCAAACCAACAAACCAUAGAGAAAAUUAAACAAUCACCCAUUUGGAGGAUGGAGAAUGAACUUUACGAGUUUGCAUUAGAACAUUUUAAAUUUGUUAAGAAAAAAAUUUUAUUGCGGGAAACUAAUAGUGUUGAGCAAGUGUUCUUUUACGAGAAAAUUCGGCCUAAAUGAGUGUUGCCCUUUAUGUAUAGAGAAGCUAGUCUAUAUUUGUGUUUCAUAGCUGCCUAUUUUAACUAUGGAGAACAGUGAAACCUCAUGUUUUAGGAAACUUGUUAUGCGUCAGUCUUCGUGAAAGUGCAAUAUUUUUAUUGCACAUAUAAAAUCAGAAACAAAUUAAGCAUAUCUCGUAAUGGUAAAAUCCAAUGGUAGGCUAUAUCAUUUAUUACUUAAUAGUAUUUAUCAGAAAACGAGUCAUGAUACAUUCAAACAUUGUAAAACACAUGAAAUUUUGUUCUUUUAGGUAAAACUACAGUGUUGCAAAUCUAUGAAUACUCCAUAUAUUAUAUAAUUUUGUAUAAUUGUAUGUCUUGAAUAAUGUAGUUCCUGUGAAUAUUGUAUAGUUGUAUUUUGUAGAGGCAAUUGUUGUAUGCCGUAGUGAUGUAUCUGCGUACAGUAGUAACAUCUGGCCAUCCAAUUACGAAAGUAUAGUACAUGUCCUGUUGCCUAUUGGGCCAUCAAAGAUGACCACAGCAAUGCCACUAGUGGCCACCACAAGCUGCGGACGAGGUUUUUCUUACUUUUUUUAUGAUAUUGAUUGGUGGUCAGCGCUCGUUACCCGCCACCUGCGUACACGCAACCACUGACGGCGAUCCUGUGCUAUGAUCGUGCAUGGACAUGAUGGAUCACGCUCCACUACCUGGGACUUGA